Messenger RNA from Geosmithia morbida, 1368 nucleotides. RefSeq names its product polycomb protein EED. The transcript is spliced from 8 exons. Gene Ontology annotation, molecular function: nucleosome binding; protein binding. The record is from RefSeq and is a predicted model, not a curated record. Gene Ontology annotation, biological process: negative regulation of transcription by RNA polymerase II. Gene Ontology annotation, cellular component: ESC/E(Z) complex. The coding region runs from base 1 to 1368 and encodes 455 amino acids. Lineage: Eukaryota; Fungi; Ascomycota; Sordariomycetes; Hypocreales; Bionectriaceae.
AUGGAGCCUGGAGAGUUCUUUUCCAUCAGAUUCUGUCCCUACCAGUCUUCGAACGCGCCCCAGGUCUUUGCAGCUGUCAGCAAGAAACAUGCUGUUGUAUGCAAGAUAGCACGAGACCCCGGUAACAGGGAAGUCUUCGACACUAAUGAAUCAACUAAUUGCUGCUGCACCUGGGCUUGGAGUACCGAGACAAAUACUGCGUAUCUCUGUAUAGGAGGAGUUGACGGCAUUGUCAAAAUCUACAACGUUAUAACUGGACAGUUAGUCGAGGGAAUUAACGACUUGUCGACUUCUCCGGACGACCCGUCGAUAAUUGCAUCGGCAUCUGACGACACAACCGUGCGCAUAUGGAGCCUCGACCCCGUGCACAAGGAGCAACCUUGCCUCUGUAUUCUCGCGGGCGAGGGCCACAUCGCCGAAGUUUUGAGCGCGAGCAUCCACGAUACGGGAAGAUACGCAGUCUCGGGAGGACACGAUCAUCGUAUAAACUUUUGGGUGCUCCCAGAGUUCCCAAAUGAGCCUGUCGAGAGUCCUAUUCAGGUACAUUACCCUCACUUCUCGACCUCGGCGAUCCAUGGAGGGAUCGUGGAUUGCGUGGCCUUUUAUGGCGACCAAAUACUUUCCAAGGCCAACCGGGACAACAUCAUCAUCCUCUGGGAGAUUGUAGGCUUCUCAUCACAGGACCCAAUACCAUCCCACGAUGUGGCCCCCCUGCCGCAAAUCCCACAACCCAACGAUUAUGGUGCAAGCCAGUUCACCCGAUCGGCUUUCAUCCCGGCAACAUCUCCUCGGUUCCCCCUUCAAUAUGACAGGAGGCUUCAGUUUCACACCCCGAGGUGCGACGAGUAUUUCUUUCUGCGGUUUGAGCUGUACUUCCAGCCUGGCCAGCACCCAAUCCUGACAUUCUGCAACCGCACCGGCGAGAUCUUCUUCUGGGACCUGGAACGGGUGCGGGAGUACGGUAACAUUAUGAAUGCGCUCAGGAGCCCUAGCCGCGACAUGACCAAGCCUAUUCGACUCCCAAGCUGGAUAGGGCGCAUCAGACCGAGGGUGAAUAGCAAGCCGCGGGGUGCGAGUGUUGGUAAAGGGUCGCGGGCUUCGAGUCAGACGCCCGAGGUUGAGGAUAGGAGGAACGUAUACGAUAUCGCGGAUUUGGAUCCGAAGGAUGUCGCGGAUUGGAAUGCCAAGUAUGGUGUCAUGGACAGGGAUCACGCCCUCGAACCUCACUAUAAGGUUGAAGUCAAGUUUAAGAAAAACACCCCCUUCCUUGGAAGACAGGCAUCUUGGAGCCCCGGGGGUGAAUGGUGCACUGUGGCCGGUAGUGGAAACGCAGUCCACAUGCUCAAGAGGUGGAGUAGCAGUGCAUGA